CCGCUCCGCAUUGUGUUCCUUCUGCAGCAAUGGACUCUAAACACUGGGCGAAGGUCCGCUGAACCACGAAGUCGCGACAUUUCUGCAAUUAGGAAUGAGACCCCCCCCGCCCCGCCGCUGAGCUCAAAGAUGAGAGAGUGGUGGGUUCACGUGGGUCUGAUCUGCAUCCCGCUGGUGGCCGUCUACCUCCACAUCCCUCCCCCUCAGCUGUCCCCUUCCCUGCAGAAGUGGCACAACGCCGGGGAGGCGUUUCACUUCAGAGGCCGGGACAUCUUCUACAGAGACUCCUACGGUGCUCUGGGAAGCUCCGACGUCGUCGUCCUGCUCCACGGCUUCCCCACCUCCAGCUACGACUGGAACAAGAUCUGGGAGCCACUCACUCAGCGCUUCCAUCGGGUCGUCGCGCUGGACUUCCUGGGUUUCGGCUUCAGCGACAAGCCACGACCCCACCGCUACUCCAUCUUCGAGCAGGCCAGUGUGGUGGAGGCCCUGGCGGCUCACUUGGGUCUGAGCAACCAGCGAGUGAAUCUGCUCUCCCACGACUACGGAGACACGGUGGCGUUGGAGUUGCUCUACAGAAGUGACCAAAACCGCUCCGGUCACCUGAUCAUCAACAGCCUGUGUCUCUCUAAUGGAGGAUUGUUCCCGGAAACACAUUACCCGCGUCUGCUGCAGACGCUUCUGAAGGACUCUAGUUUUCUGGCUCCGGUUCUGACGCGGCUCACCAACUACAAGAUCUUCCAAAAAGGGAUCGGAGACGUGUUCGGUCCGUACACGCAGCCCACCGACGCCGAGUUCUGGGACAUGUGGACAGGUUUACGCUACAACGAUGGAAACUUGGUGUUAGACAGCAUCCUGCAGUUCAUCAACCAGAGAUCCAAACACAGAGAGCGUUGGGUGGGCACGCUCACCUCCACCGGCGUCCCACUGCACAUGAUCUACGGCCCACUGGACCCAGUCAACCCUCACCCGGAGUUCAUCCGUCUUUACCAGCAGCUGGUCCAGAGGUCGACCUUCACCAUUUUGGAUGAACACAUCAGUCACUACCCUCAGCUGGAAGAUCCCACCGGCUUCCUCAAUGCAUAUUUUAAUUUUAUUCACUCUUUCUAAAUACAGCGCCCCAUGUUAGUGAAUUCAUUCAGACUCUUACACUACAGCGGUUCGGUAGCUCGCAGCACUAAUAUUUUAAGUGAAACGAGACCUUUUCAUGACGAUUUUAACCAGGGCCUAAGCUGCACCCUAUGCAUCAGUUUAAAAUUUGAUCACCAUCAAUUGUCAAUAAUUACCGUGAGCUAAAAUCCUAAUUAAUUGUACUUAAUGCAAGUGAAUAACUGAAGGUGAUUAUGUUCAUGCGUGGUACUGAAGUUGUUUCGGGUUGUGUGAUCAAUUAACAUAUCUGGGGGACAUUGUUUUGGAUCCUGAGUGGACUAUUUCAAAGAUUUUUUUUUUUUUACAUCUGAUGUCAAUGAACUGCCUAAAUCUCAGCAUUUCUUUAAAUAAAACUAGUUUUGUAAAAUAAAUCAAGUGUCUGAAUGAAUGAAGCAUGAUACCCUUUGACAGACAGAAUUUAUUAAGGAUUAGACAGAUGAAUAUUCGUACUGCAAAGAAAACGCAGACCGUAUAAAGAGCAAAAGAAGUAAAACAUCCACGUGGUGUUGGAUGAUGUCAGCAUGAUAAACAUUUUUUUUUUUUUA
Pungitius pungitius (ninespine stickleback) is the source of this 1694-nucleotide messenger RNA. It is a transcript of the gene mest, whose product is annotated as mesoderm specific transcript. The record is from RefSeq and is a predicted model, not a curated record. Gene Ontology annotation, molecular function: monoacylglycerol lipase activity. NCBI's taxonomy places the organism in Eukaryota, Metazoa, Chordata, Actinopteri, Perciformes, Gasterosteidae. Gene Ontology annotation, biological process: acylglycerol catabolic process. The coding region runs from base 130 to 1110 and encodes 326 amino acids. Gene Ontology annotation, cellular component: mitochondrion. The transcript is spliced from 12 exons.